AUGUUUUCCCGAACACCACGGAGUCCCGCGGGCCUCCUCAACCCCCAAUCCCUACAAACCUGCCGAGAAAGACCCCUCUCCCUGAUCUCCCGCCGCUACGACCUCCUCCGCUCCAAAUCCACCACCUCGAACAACAGCGAUGGCAAACCCCGACGCCGCCGCCAACCCAAACCAAAAGCCCAACAUGUCCCCAUCGACGUCUCCUUCCUCGGUCAACAAGGCGGCGUUGUAGUCGUCCCCGAAGCGAAGAAGCGCCAGAAAAAGCAGGCGCUCGAUAUCGGCCCCGACAGAUUGAGCGAGAAGGGUGAUGUGCCGUUUUUGCUGCAGGAGAUUGAAGAUGAAACGGUGGAGUUGACGGGGGAGAUUGUGAACGAGCGGAUUGAAAGCCUUCUUGCGCCGCAUUCGGCGGGUGAUAAACUCGACGUGGUUGAGUUCGAGAAACUCAGAUGGAAAGUUCAGGCGUCGUUCACGGGGUAUCAGUUGGCUGAUUAUGUGUCGGAACAUAAGCGGAAUGCGGAGGAGUUUUAUGGAUCUGGGGAGAGUGGUAAUGGUCCGCGGGCGAUGGAGUGGAGGCCUGGGACGCCUGGGUUUCUAGAGAUGGGGCCUGUUGGGCAGGGAGGUGUUGCUGAUAGGAUUGCAGUGACGAAGAAGUCGCUGAAGGGGAAGCAUCUGCUUGCAGAGCGGAUAUUGCGGGAUUGUUGGGAGUUGGAGGUUGUUGGGGAGGCUGGGCAGAUUGAUAUACGGUUGUCUGCGACGACGUUGUCGUUGCUGAAGAAUUCGGAGAUCUUUUCCUUCGAGGAGGUGGCCAGUUUGAACGAUGCGAAGAUUGAUAUUACGAAUUCGCUAGGGCUGGUCAGGAUUACGGGGAGUCGGGUUGCAUGCGAGACUAUUCGGGAUAUCAUACAGGAUACGAGUUUGCGGAUACGCGAGGAGGAAGUUGAAUUGUUCCCGCGGGUCGGUAAUCGGUUUGAUGGGAGUCGCGCGUUCCACUUGGAAUUUCUGGAUUGGGUUAGUAGGGCCUACGGCGUGGCAUUUGAGGACGUGACUCGUGAGGGUCCGAAGAAGAUCCUGUAUCUCGCGGAGGACAGAGAGGGCAUGGAGAAUGCCCGGAGGACAUUGAACCUUGCAAUCUACAGCACGAAUCCGGAUCCGUUACCAUUUACGAGCUAUUUCUCUGCAACAGAGCCUGCCGAGGCUUAUGAUUUCAACCUCGAAAAUGAUGGGGUUUGGUUUGAGCGGCAGAAGGCUUGGUUUCGGUGGGCUAUGCCGUCGACACAGGCGGCUGGGUCGAGUCCGUUGGAUAUGCCGUUGUUUGACCAACAUCAGACGAGGUUAUCGGAUGGACUUCUGAAGAUCUUACGGAAACCUUCUUCUAAGUACCAGCUGAGCAAGAAGGUUGAUGUGCACGAGAGUGUAACGGCUGCAGUUGGAAGAUGUUUAUUCUUGCGCAAACCUACCAUGAGCCGUGAUCCUGUCGACGCGACGACACUAAGCAAGCUAUCUCUUCCUCGCUCGUUUACCACCGACCUCCCCCGCGUGGCCUCGUUCCUGCGUCAACUGCAAAGUCACGAAGGCAGCGAUAAACAGCAGCUUCGCCGCGUCCUGUUAGUCCCGUCAGCUCUCCACGCAAAUGUCUUCCCACAACUCGACCUAGAAGUUUCUUUACAGGAAAAUUCCGAUUCCGAAGCAAAACCAGAACUCCUCUUGCACAACGCCAAGGCCAUAACCACGCAGAACAGCGUCGACUACCUCCUCCCCGAGAACGGGCUGGACCUCCGCUUCACAAGGAAGAUGUACUGCGAUUUACCAGAGGAAUCGUGGCAAGAGAGCGCAGAUGUUCUCAAGACUUCUCUACGGGACAAUUUCAUCCAACCCAGACCAAACGACAGUGGCGACGUGUCUCUCCCAACAUUCUUCAAGCUCUCCCUGCCCAGAGAAAUCCUUAACCAAAAGAACCUCUCUGGUUCAGAGAAAGAAUUCGUCACCGCAGAGUACAUGAGUCUACCCCUCGUCGACCGCCGGGGGACAUAUCUACACCGUUAUGACUACGAAGACAAACGGCUUAACUAUAGUUAUUACGAGAGCGGGCCGUUUUACCCGUCUCGCGCGAUGGACUUGUUCUUGGAUAUGGAUCUUCCUUCUGAUUCCAAGGUUGCUGAGGAGGGUGAGUUGGGCGAGCUGCUGCACAAGUUCAAUUCGUUUUAUGGAUCGGCUUGUAAGUUGGCGUUUGAGUUGGAUACGGCUAGGCGGGCGGAGCUCUAG
Messenger RNA from Aspergillus chevalieri, 2262 nucleotides. Its product is annotated as putative respiratory complex assembly protein Rmp1. NCBI's taxonomy places the organism in Eukaryota, Fungi, Ascomycota, Eurotiomycetes, Eurotiales, Aspergillaceae. Bases 1 to 2262 code for a protein of 753 amino acids. The record is from RefSeq and is a predicted model, not a curated record. The transcript has a single exon.